Messenger RNA from Colletotrichum orchidophilum, 552 nucleotides. RefSeq lists its product as uncharacterized. The transcript is spliced from 3 exons. The record is from RefSeq and is a predicted model, not a curated record. Bases 1 to 552 code for a protein of 183 amino acids. NCBI's taxonomy places the organism in Eukaryota, Fungi, Ascomycota, Sordariomycetes, Glomerellales, Glomerellaceae.
AUGACCCCACGCAAGACCAAAGCCACGAAGUUCUACGCUGUAUUCAAAGGGCGCGUCGAUGAGCCUACAAUUUUCUCGUCUUGGUAUCACUUCCGGUUCCUUAGCCUUCAGAAGGCGUUAGACUACAUGAAGAAUCUGAAUGUCCUUGCUCCGAGGCGAGUGAUCAAGGAGGGGACUGGAGUUUCUACUCCUGACGAGGCAUCUGACGGCUAUUAUGCUGUCGCAAAUGGUAGAAAGCCUGGGAUAUAUCAAGAUUGGCGUGGUAAAACGCAGGCGCUUAAUCAACUACACGAAGCCCCUGGUGCCUGCUGUAAAAAGUUCAAGACAAACGAGCAAGCAGAGGCAUUCAUCGAGGAUUGGAAACAAGCUAUGGCCGAUGUGCUUCUGAGAUCCAUCAGAGAGGCGCUGGACCAAGGGAUGCGGCCAAAGGACAUGAGCCUUGACGUUUCUGGUUUGUUGAACGGAAACCAGAAUGAUACCGAGAGUCAUGAUGAGAUAGUCGGCUUGGACGUUGGAGCUCUCAAUAUUCAAGACACGCAUACGGAGCAGUAA